CCCGACAUCUGCAGUUAAACCCCAGAGCAGCAGGAGAAGAAGAGUCCUCCGCCUCAAACUACCGACAGUUGACAACAAAGUGCGAAGAGGAAACCAGAAGGAAAGCGAAGGGGAGAGAGACUUUCUCCAUCUCUACAGUAAGGACACUAUUUUCUUCAAAAACUGAUGUCUAGCUUUACGAUUAAACCACAAGGUCUUUAAAACAGAUAGUGGGUUCAGUCAAUAAUUGCACAACAGGUGCGGCUUAGUUAGCGUUAGCUGUGUUGUAGCACCAUACUUCAUAAAAGCUGAAGUUAACAAACGAUCGAUUAUGGAUUAGUGAUCGAUAAAUAUCUCUGUGUUUUGCGUGUAACUAACGUGUUGAUUUGGCUCAUUUUAACUCGUUCACUCAGGUUCGUCGUUGACUUCAGCUUACGCCUGCUAACCAAACCACCGCCUACCGAUGUUAUUAUUUGCUAAUGCAAUAUAGUUUGUACAUGUGAAUAUAAAAUUAUUUUGAUUUUCUUGUUUUUAUUUCAUUGAAUUUUAAAGCGUAAAUAAAUUGGGUGGAUCGUUGCCUACCUGCUGUGUGUUAUUGGCUGGUCAAAAUCAGCUGAUUGACAGGUGACUUUGUAGUAAACAGAGGAUCGUAUCAUCCUCGUACCAAUGUCAGUCUUGUACGAUCAAUGAAAAAUGUUGAUCAUUAAAUAAGUCACAGUUUAACCAGGUUUGUCAUCUUUUUUACUGUAUUAGAGCAUCAGCGUUACCACAGUGGGAGUACGGAAGCUUACUAGAGCUCUAGGUCACAUGCUGUCCUGUAAUCCAAAGAUAAGCCCUGUGUGGUCGUUUUUACUGUUGGCAAUUGUGCUGCUCAGCUGGAAGAUAACGCCAAAAAUGUCUUAGUAUUUAUAUCAAGCGCCAAACUCUGUCGACAGUACCAAGACUACAGUAUGCUUUCCAUCAGCAAUCCGCAUUAAAGCUUGCUAAAAGUCCAAAGUAUAGUAAUGAAACAGUUUCUCUCAGUGUGGCCACAUUCCUGCUAUGAUCAUGAGAUCAGCAUGAGGGCAAGCUGACUGAUGUUUUAAAAAUUCUCCUUUCACCACAUGCUAUGCCUCUCACCACCAUGCUAAACUGACACACAACUGAUACAGGUCCCCCUCAUUAUUAGUGAUCUUAACGCUGGUGUGCCAGGCAGGAGAAAGUGCUGAGUGUAGCAGCAUUCAUUGUCUCCCACAUACAAGAGAUAAAGAGUUAAUUAGUUGCACCUACUAACUAGGGCCCGACCAUAUGUAUUUUUUGGGGCCAAUGCCGAUACCGAUUAUUGGGGGGGGGGAAUAUCCGAUUACCGAUUAAUCGGACUAUUUUUUAUAAUUUUUUAUGAAGUUAUAAAAUCUAUAUGUACUGUAGAUAUCUACCGUAUGAAGUUGACUGUAGAUAUACUGUGGGCUCCUGUUCUUCACGGUAACAGGAAGACUGACUGAGCAGAAUAGCGUUUUCAACGCCCCCAGCCCCCACCGAUUGGUGCCUCUCCGUCUUAACUCACAUUACACAUUUCCAGUCCAGUCUCAUCUGGAGACAUGCAGCUACCUCAGUAAGAGAAGUAGCUCGAUCAUGUAAUGUUUACUGUUGUUUAUUCUACCGCUACUAACAUGGCUAACAGUGUAGCAAGGCUAAUAGUAGAUGGCUAACUCUAACUUUAGCUUGCAUAUUACAUGGUGCCUCACCGUUAACUCGACGUGACCGAGACCAGCACAGCGGGGAACAUCGUGAAGUGGGUUGAACUGAAACUUGUUGACUUAUUGUGUAUUUCACAAAUUAGUUUAUUUAACGUUGAGGUGGACCACUCUCCUCUGUGCGUCCCUGAGCUGCCUGCUGCAGAUCUGUCACUCUGCUGUGCUGUGAGGUAUUUAGUGGAUGAAGAUUGUCAUGAGGGUGCUGCGCCAUCUACAGGAUAAGUUGGUGAACUUUUCAAAUGGUGGAACAUUUUCAAAGUGAAACCGAAUCUUAUUCUCUGCAUUUGAUUUCUGAAAAUAUCUGCAAAGAUCGGAGAGUUUUGGCUGAUUACCGAUCGGUCUCAAACAGGCUAAAAUUGGCCGAUUUAAUCAAGUCGCUGAUAUAUCGGUUGGGCCCUACUACUAACAUAUGUUUUGUUUGUUUUUAUCUCUAGGUUUUGUUUGAUUUUUGAGUGCUGAGCACUCACAUCCAAAGGUGAGAUGGGGGAACUCUUCAGAAGUGAGGAGAUGACUCUGGCUCAGCUCUUCCUCCAGUCAGAAGCUGCCUACUGCUGCGUCAGUGAACUGGGAGAGAUUGGGAUGGUGCAGUUUAGAGAUGUGAGUCAAAUGUUGUCCUGGUUGCUUCAUUAUGUUCUCCUAAUUGAAACACGCUCUUGAGAACUGGUACCUUUUGUGCAGAACAGCCACAUGUGUAACAUUGUUGAGAGAGCAUGCCUUCUGCAUCGUGUUCAUCAUGUGGUCACAGCUGACCCCUCAUUCCACGCAUGAGAAAGUCCAUUUCUGCAGAAACCUGAGGGUGGCUUUGUGUUCGGGUGUAGCAUGAGCUCUAACAGAGGACAUCUGUGCAAGCAUUUCAUCCUGAGUAACAUCUACAGAGUUACAGAGUGUUAACAAUCUUAAUAUAGUUUUGAGUCAAAGUAUUAAAAAGGACAUUUUACACAAGCUGUAGGAGUUUAGAGAUGGACUUGUGGAGAAGUGUGUUUUUUUAAAGGGAAACUGCAAAGAAUUUGACCACAUCAAUAAAUUAUUCACAAUGGAUGAGAUUCAGUUUCUGAUGUAAGGAGAAACCAUUUCCUGGUGCUGCAUGUUAAUUCAUUUCCUUUUAAAUCCUACUUUGUUAACUUUAUUUAUUUAUUUAUUUUGCAGCUCAAUCCUGAUGUGAACGUGUUCCAGCGCAAGUUUGUCAAUGAAGUACGACGAUGUGAAGAAAUGGAUCGUAAACUGAGUAAGUGGGCGCAAAUGCAUAGAUGGAUAUAUAACUCCAGUGCUGCCUUUGCCUGCUGGUAAAAAAGAUCUUAAUCUGCAUUUGAACCCUGUCUUUUGUCCCGCUGCUCUUAAGGAUUUGUGGAGAAAGAGAUAAAGAAGGCCAACAUCCCAGUGGUUGAUACAGGAGAGAACCCUGAAGUCCCGUUCCCAAGGGAUAUGAUCGACCUGGAGGUGACUGCUCUCUCUCUCUCUCUCUCUCUCUCUCUCUCUCUAAUGUAACAGUGAACUCUUUGCAUUUCUACUCUGAUAUGUCUUUACUUUUUAACCACAGGCCACAUUUGAGAAGCUUGAGAACGAGCUAAAGGAAAUUAACACCAACCAAGAGGCCCUAAAGAAGAACUUCCUGGAGCUGACUGAGCUCAAGCACAUCCUCCGCCGUACGCAGCAGUUUUUUGAUGAGGUCAGCAUCAGUGUGAGCAAAGGCCUCCAAGAACAAAUGAGCUGAGUGUGUUGGACUGAAAGAGAAGUUCAUCCUUUAUUCCAAACUUGUUUAUUACUCUGGUUGUAAUAUCUGAACCCCCUGAAAACAGCUAAAGGUGAUAAUGGUGGGGGUUUUAUUUGUAUGUGUGAGUUCUGUCACACCCUAACUUUAUUUUAGUCUAAAAAAAAAAUACAGUUCAAAUGAGGAAGAACAACUCUCCUCUAAAUUCUCUUGCCAGUGUUGUAUUAGCACGAUCACACACAAAGCAGCGCCUAUGCUGCUUGAUUUGACUGGCGGUGUUUCACUCGUGAUGGUUUACGGUUACUCACAUGGCCUCGACUGUCUUACACAAGCUAUUCAAAUCACCUAAUAAGCUUUCAAAUCUUAAACUCCGUCUCACAUAACGUUGGUACAGAUUUAAUCCUGUCUGCACUCCUCAUUGGGUGGGGUAAAGCCGUGCCUGCCCACCUUUGCCCAAAAUCAAUUCCACUUCAUUGCCUCUUCAGACAAAACUGGCUUCACUUACAUGUUUAUGAGCUGUUGUGAGCUUUAAUUGAGUGAAUCAUUUAGCCAAGCUCUUAAAUGUUAAAUCAUUAACAGACUUUUGUCUCCUUCUUGUCUUAAUCUUUGGUCACUCUUGAAACUCAUAAUAAGUUUGUAUUUAUUGUAAAAUGCACCUGAUGAGUAAAUGUACCUGAUGAGUGACUUUUUUACAGAUGGAGGAUCCCACUUUAUUGGAGGAAUCCUCCAACCUCAUAGACCCCAAUGAAGUCAACAGAGGGGCUCCUCUCAGACUGGGGUGAGUCCAGGUUUACGUUUUUUUUUUCCCUCAUUCAGGAGGAUUAAGCUUUUCUGAGAGAUCUCCUUUCUAUGCACUCCAGCCAUCUGUGACUAAAAGAGUGUUACAAACAGCCAAUCGCCUCCCACACAGCAGCUCAGACUUCCCAGCUUAGUCAGGCGACAAAGGUCACCCGAAGAGGAAAUCUCGUGUUCCUGUAGAUAUCCAGUAAAACUUUGUGAUCAGACUUUUGUAAGGAGAGAGGAAACUCCAACAUGACUGAUUAUGUAAAGGAAACAUCACCUGAUUUUGUUUACCUGGCAGGAAGUGAAGCAUAAAUUAUAUACAGUUUAUUUAAUCUGUUAUUAUUCAGAAGUUAUGACCCAGUUUUUUAAUCAUAAAAACAGGAAAAGUAAGAUUACAGAUUUUGGUCAGGCUAUAAAACCGGAAGGUGCUUUCAAAAAGUUCCCUUCAUAGCCUGUAAUUUUUUCAAACUUUUAGGACUGAUAAGUUGAUUUGAUUUGAUGAUAAGAGACACUUUACCAAGUUGCCAACAUAAACAUUGACAGAUUUCCUCCUUGUUUUAUAGAUUUGUGGCUGGAGUGAUUGGCAGGGAACGUAUUCCCACAUUCGAGCGGAUGCUGUGGAGAGUUUGCAGGGGAAAUGUUUUCUUGAGGCAGGCAGAUAUCGAAGAUCCUCUGGAAGACCCGACUACGGUCAGAACUGUUUGUCUCUGAAACCUUUAAAGCGCACUGUAAUUUGUGAACUCUUCUUAUUCCCUGUGUAGUUGAUCUAGUUCCUGUUUCAUUCCUCUCUCCUCUCAAAAGCCUAUUUUUUUUUAUGUUUCCACAGAGUGACCAGGUCCACAAGUCCGUCUUCAUCAUUUUCUUCCAGGGAGACCAGCUUAAGAACAGAGUUAAGAAGAUCUGUGAGGGGUUAGUGUCUGGCAAACAUGAGUUCAAUAUAGUGAAAUCCUCCUGGCCAAUCAGAUCAUAAUCUGCUCUUCUUCAUCCGUCUUCAGGUUCAGAGCUACCCUGUAUCCGUGCCCAGAAACCCCCCAGGAGAGGAAAGAGAUGUUGGCAGGGGUGAAUGCACGAAUUGAGGAUCUGCAAAUGGUAAAUACACUCCCGGCCAAAACCCCUGCACAGUGUUGACUUAUAAAUGCUGACUUGCACAAAAACACACGGAGACUGGUUAGUGCUCUUUUUUGUUUGUGCCUGGUCAGGAAACGUUUUUUUUUUUUCUUUUUCCCAUUAACUGUACGCAGCUGUACCGCCACGGGAAGUUGCGCAAGUCUGAAAUCAGUUAAUCCAGAUGAGUAAAUUAUUACAUUUAAUAUGGUUGCAUAAAUAACAGCUUGUAUAAGCAGAUUUUUUCUGUAUCAGCUACAGAUAUCUAAAAAUAAAAGCAGUAACUAGGAAUUUUCCAGAAUAGUUGGUAAAGAGAAGAUGAUUAUUAGAGGCUCUGCAGCAAAUCUUCAAAUGCCCCAUGAUGAAAAUAGGACGCUCUGCACUCAGAUAUGUCUGAUAUCAGCCGGCAGAACGUCUCCUUAGAUACCAAACUGCUGUGAUUGUACCUGCAGUGUUAAGAUGCUCUCUGGUGACUCAUUAUCUUUUCCACUUGAAUACCUCCUUGCUCAAGCUUUGCAGAACGUGUGGACUUGUUUUUAUCAUCAGACACUUUCUUGUCAUGUUACUCAGACUCCCAUUGUAGUCUGUUGAAAAUGAAUAACUCUCUACCACAUUUUUGUUCAAGUGUUAUGUAUUCACACACUCUUAAAGAUCACUGGCACUUUGAGCCGUUGGAACAGCUUGCAUGGAGCAUAUCCUCUCUCAGAGCUUUGUGUCAACAGGGGGACUGGUUAUCUGUGAUUAUAAUAGGGAUUGUUGGUGCUGUCUUAGUUUGGGAGCUGCAUUGGUGAAAGAAUGUCAAGCUAUUUGGGAAACCAUGGGCCAAGUGUGAGCCAUUAAGCUUCCCCACAGCAGGCGAGACUGUGCAUGUAGCCAGACAGCACGGAGCUUAAAUAUCCCUGCAUUUGCUGAUCAGAGGACUUAGCUCUGAAUGUGAGUCUCAUAGCAGCAUACGUGGGAAUAUGUGAUGUCUCUUUUGGGGAAAACCCACUGGAUUAGACAGUCUGCUGCUCAUUUUUUCGACCUACUGCUCAUUGAGGUCAUGUGACAGGCUGCCUGAUUAUGGCAAAAGUCAUACCGGGAUUAAUCACUAAUUUGAUAUCGCCAUCGUAUUCAUUUACUAAACUUAAAGCUUUUUGAAAUGUUAACACUUUAGAUUAGGGAUGGGAAUCACUAGUGGCCUUACAAUACGAUAUUAUUGCGAUUUUUAACAGUUUGCAAUACACUAAGUAUUGCGAUACAAUAUAUUGCAAUUUAUACAAUUUUUUCAACUGUUUAGCUAAUUUAGCAUUUGUCUUUCCUUCAUGUUUGUCUUAUUUACGCUGUAUUUUAUUUUCAUGUAGCACAUCUUGCAAACCUUAUAUAUAUUUGUUGUACUAACUUUCUCCUGCUCUAUGAUGUCACCUCUGCCAACCUCACUGGACAAACAGUUGAUUUUAUUUUUCCAUUAUCAUAGAUUUGACUUCAUAUUAACAGCUUAUUUGAAAAUUUGAUACUUGGUGAAUGAGACGACAUGUCAGUGACAAAAUGUCACGCUACUAUGCUGUAUCGAUUUUUUUCUCCCGCCCCUACAUUUAAAACAAAAAAUAAUUUUAAAAAGUGGAAAAGUCUAUCCGUCUGUCUAACUGGAACAAAACAGCAGAAAUAGUUUUUAAAAAAUUAUAUGUUAUUGUACUGACAGUGGCUUUUUACUUUAUCAAUAUUUCACUUUAAGAGCUUGAGAUUAAUUUACAAAAAAAAAUUAUAAUUUGAGACUUUAAUCUGUAGUAGAGAACUUUUACUGCGUUUUAUGCACCUGAGAUCUUCCACUGUGUAUAUUUUAGCACAGGCUGCAGGUCUGACCUUUCAUUUCCAACCCUUCACUUUAACCACAUCCAGACUUCAGCUUGAAUUUAAUUAUUUUCAUCCUUUCACUCAUUAGCAUCACAGCUUCUCUUUUGUGCUCCCAUGUUUCAAACACAAACCUGCCUCCUCUCCCUGAUUUCCUCUUUCCACAUGUAUCUGCAUGAUAGUUUGCAAGCUCUAGCACAUUAUAUUGAGGAUGUAACAGUCCUGAGUGAAAAAAAAAAAUCAGCAAACUCUUUGCACAACCAAACUUUGUUGCUCAAUGAUGUGAGCGUUUGAUGGGGAAGUUCAAGUGAGAGUUGUUUGAGAGGAGGACAGAGGAAGAGAGGAAAGGCUUGCAGCAUUCACUGCACAGGGCUAAAAAAGCACAGCAUGGCAGGCUGCACGGUUAUUGAUUUCACAACUUACAAAAUAUCAUUUUAGGAGCGUAGAAGAGUUUAUUUCCUAUAUCACAUAAGGUAGAUAGCUACGGAAACGUAUUGCUUUCACUGACAAAAAAAAAAAAAAAAAAAAGAGCAAUUUUUUUAGAUUUUUUUUAUUUUGCUUUACUAUUUUUGGGACACAUUUUUUUUUUCUUUCUGUUUUUCCAACAAUUUUUUUCUUCUGCUUUAUGUAAUAAUAUUUUUUCCACUUUUUCUGUUUUUUGGACAAAUUUUUGAUCAGCAUUCGUACUAUUUUUUUUUUCUUUUCUGUUUUUCAGACUAAUUUUUUUUUCUGACUGAGCAAGAUAGUUCAAAACCCUGCAAGAAUCUCAUACAAUCAGAUAACAUAAACCACCACGGCUGCUCCAAAUCAACGGAUUCUCCAGCUCCUAGAUAACUUUGACUAAGAGGUCAAUGAGAGUAAAGCAUGUUAUUAGUUAAACAUUUGUAAGGGUAUGUUAAUCCUGAAGGUGCCUGCACAAAGUAGACAAACUUAUGGCGAUUCCAUCUAUCUGACUUAAAGAAAGGAGUAUCUCCCAGUGUCUCAAAUCCCCCAAAAAAGUAAAAUUUGAUUCAACUAAACAAGUGGGCCAUGUGUGCUUCUAGUAAAUCGAGCAGAGGGGAAUGAAAGUGUCUGUUUUUAAAUGAUCAUGAUCCCAGAUAAAAGGAAAAACAAUUAGUCUGAAAAACGGAAAAGAAACAAAAAAACUCUAAAAAACAGACCUUUUUUUUUUGUGUGUGUGUGGAUGCGAUUAGCUUCCGUAGAUAGCAAUGAAUUUGCAGAAAUGGUUCAUAAGACCAUGAAUAACACUUACAAUAUUGUCAUGUAAAAGAUGUUGUCAUGGAAACACUUUCUACUACUUCCUCUCUUGUCUUUCCAAAAGGUGCUGAACCAGACUGAGGAUCACAGGCAGAGGGUCCUGCAGGCUGCAGCAAAGACAGUGAGAGUGUGGUUCAUCAAGGUGAGGAAAAUGAAGGCCAUCUACCACACCCUCAACCUCUGCAACAUCGACGUCACUCAGAAGUGUCUGAUCGCUGAGGUGUGGUGUCCUGUCUCCGACCUGGACUCUAUCCAGUUUGCCCUGCGCCGAGGGACGGUGAGUAGCUCAGUACAAGGAUGAAUUUGUACAAGUCAAGUGACCCCGGUUUGGUGGGUUUAGUUUAUGAUUCACAGACAGGCUCGGUCACUAAUUGCUAUAAAGUAGACUGUAGGUUCCCUGCUUAAUGCUGAAUCCAGAUAAACCAGUUUUUCAAACCAGCAAGUCCAAACCUCGUCACUCUUACAAGAGUGUUGGACGCACAGCGCACUCAUGCUCGUGUUUGCUCUCUGAUACCAGUAUUUACAAUCGCUCAGAGUUCAUUUAUUUAGCUUGAUCACCAUCAACUGGAGGGAAAACAUGUUCAAAUUUCAGACAGAAGUGUCCUCACCUUCACUCUCUAAAUUAUAGUUUUGAACUGAACCAAACUUCUUUAGCUCACUUUUUAAACAGCUGAGUUGCUUUAAGGAAAUUUGAUUGACCAGGUUUUGACUGCUCUAUAAAUAGUAUAAAAUUCACAAGAUUAUAUAGUUUCCUGUCCACCAUGAGACCAAUUUGGUGUAUGUUUAGUGUUACACUGUAUAUAUUUAGUUCUAUGCAAUACAAGGCUCUGUCUCCACUCUGAGUUGAUCUCUCAGCUGUCGUUUCUUGAAACAUGAGGCCUCAGUGUGCUGUAUGGAGAUCUUAUCUGCGACGUGACUUUCACGGUUCUACGCAGUUGUCUUGGUGGGAAAUUUGAACUUUAUUUUGAAAGCUUGCACUGUGGGGCUUCAUACCAGAUACACUGAGGAAAAACAGGAUACCCCUCAGUCAUGCACAGGUAGCUUUUAGCUCCACAUGCAUAUCAGCUCAAUUUCAGCAGUAUUAAUAGUAUUGAUUUAAAAUAAAUCAGGGGUGUAGUACUCCAAACUCUCAAGAACCCUCCAGGUUGAAAAGUAUCUCUUGUUUUAUGUUUUAGUCACUCUGAUCUGUGAUUUGUAGAUAAUAUGUAUCAAAAUCAUGUCUUUUCCUCGUAGGAGAAGAGCGGCUCGACUGUGCCGUCAAUCCUCAACAGGAUGCAGACCAAGCAAACCCCACCCACCUAUAACAAAACAAACAAGUUCACCUCAGGCUUUCAAAACAUCGUCGAUGCCUAUGGGAUUGGCAACUACCGUGAGAUUAACCCAGGUAAACACACACCUUUAAGUCAAGCUUGAGCUUUUCUCUGUCACUUCCCAGAUCAGCAGUGUCACUCUGAAUCUUCAAACGAUCAUCACCCAUUAUCACCAUGAUAGGACAUGUUGUGUAUUGUGACAGGUUUCACUCAUUUGUUCUUUCACCUGUCAAACCACCCUCCCUCAUGUGCUGCCUGCCUGCCUGUCUCCCCACCUUCGUGUCUUCAGCACCAUACACCAUCAUCACCUUCCCCUUCCUGUUCGCUGUUAUGUUUGGUGACUUGGGCCACGGUGUGCUCAUGACUUGUGCCGCCCUCUACCUCGUGUUGAGAGAGAGCCGGCUCAUGGCACAAAAGAACGAUAAUGAGGUAUGGACCCCAGCAUUGCCAUGUCAUCACCCCCACUUGUGGUAGACCAGCCCCAGAGCAGCACAGGGGCAUUUUACUCUAUCAUCAGAAUUACAGAGAUGCAGCUUGUCUGUUUAGGAGAAAGCCAACAGCUGCUAACUGAUCUGUUAUUGAUUGUUUCAUGGCAGAUGUUCAGCAUGGUCUUUGCAGGGCGCUACAUCAUCCUGCUGAUGGGAAUUUUCUCCAUCUACACUGGGAUCAUUUACAAUGACUGCUUCUCCAAGUCGCUUAACGCUUUUGGCUCUGGUUGGAGUGUCAGGCCGAUGUUUGAUCGAGCAGGAGGCAACUGGUCGUAAGUGUUUUUGGAUAUCACUGACCAAACUAAGUGCUGCAGUUGGCAUUAGCUCAAUUUACAAACCUGUUUGUUGUUACCAUGCUUUUCAGGACGUCAACACUUACCGACAAUAAAGUUUUGCAGUUGGACCCUGCUAUCGAUGGAGUGUUUAAAGGACCUUACCCCAUUGGAAUUGAUCCGGUGAAUGUUUUUCUUUGUAUCCUGUAUUUUUUGCGCAUAACAUGCUUUAAAGUCGUGUCCUAAAACCCUGUUAUCUAUCAGUUAGAAGUAUUAAUGAGUGUUUUUCUUGUCUCUCAGAUAUGGAACAUUGCCACCAACAAGUUGACAUUCCUGAACUCUUUCAAGAUGAAGAUGUCCGUCAUCCUGGGAGUCAUCCACAUGCUGUUUGGAGUCUCUCUCAGUCUCUUCAAUCACCUGUGAGCUUUUCAUCCUCCUUCCUCCUUAAUGUAUUCAUUUAUUUUUCUAUUUAUUUAUUUAUGUACAAUAUUAACUGGUCCUUUCUGACAGUUAUGUUUGUUAUUGUUAGUCCUUUCUCUCUUCUUUCUCUUCUCAUUGUCCUCUCACAUGGAUGCAGGUGUAUGCAUACGGAGGGUGAACAUUGUACAAUCAUAGUUAUCAUGAUUAUUUUGUUGUUGUUGUUUUGUUAUUUUAAUUCUGUUGAUUAUUUUUAUUUCAAUUAUUAUUAUGAUUAUUGAUAUUAUUAUACAAUUUUAUUAUAUAUAUAUAUAUAAAUAUAAAUAUAUAUAUAUAUAUAUAUAUAUAUAUAUAUAUAUAUAUAUAAACAAAUAUAUAUAUAUAUAUAUAUAUAUAUAUAUAUAUAUAUAUAUAUAUAUAUAUAUAUAUAUAUGUGUAUAUAUAUAUAAUUAUUAUUAGUGAAGGAGAAGGGUUGGGACUAGAUAAGACUUCUUCCCACUCCUUUUUGAACAUGGAUAACUUUUUAUCAUUUGUUGUUGUAUUCUUUACUUUAUUAUUUAAAUAAAAAAUCAAUCAAUCAAUCAAAUGUAUGCAUUGUUUCUGUUGGCUCGCACUAAUUUUUCGGGGUCAUCCUCUGUCUCUUGUCUGCAGGUAUUUCCAGAAGCCGCUGAAUAUCUACUUGGGAUUCAUCCCUGAGAUCAUCUUCAUGGCCAGUCUGUUUGGCUAUCUCGUCAUUCUUAUCUUCUACAAGUGGUUGUCAUAUGAUGCAAAGUCUUCCAGGGAUGCACCCAGUCUCCUCAUCGCCUUUAUAAACAUGUUCCUCUUCAACUACAGCGACCCCACCAACAAACAGCUGUACAGAGGACAGGUCAGUUGCUUCAGCAUGUUUUAUCACUUUUAUCACUCAGCACAGACAUCUAACUUCCUUUUCUUUCUUUCUCCUUCCUUCAACAUUUAGCCGAUCCUUCAGUCAUUGUUAGUAGUGAUCGCCCUGGCCUGUGUUCCUUGUAUGUUAAUCGUGAAAACUCUCAUUAUGAGGAGGCAGUAUUUGUGGCGGAAACACAUGGUGAGAUGAACACACCUGCUAGUGGCAUCUUUUGAAGCUUUACUGAUGAUUUUUCCAUUAAUUGUUGUUCAUCUUUCUAUCCUUCAGGGCACACAAAACUUCGGAGGGAUCAGAGUUGGCAAUGGGCCCACAGAGGAUGAGGCAGAAAUCAUCCAGCAUGACCAGCUGUCACAGCACUCUGAGGAGGAACCUGAGGUAAGGAGACAUAAUCUUCAUCUGCAGUGACAUUUGGCUGACAUGAGAAAGAAAGAAAACGCUGGUCUGCAGUCUGGUGAGAGGGGUGGCGGGUUCAAGGGGAACGCAGGUUAUGCGAUCUGCUCAGGUCCUUGAAUAAUGCACAAACCCAGCCGCAACUGGAAACAGAAACUGAUCCAUCAUGUUUCCACUUCCACUGCAGCAGGACAUUUCAUGAAUAACUGAUCAAGUCCACAUGACCACUUUUAGCUUACUCUGCUGAGAGUCAAAAUCAUGAAAUCUGAUUAAAUUUGUAAUCUAAUUUAUCAAAAGGCUCUAUGUUUGUUUAGUUUUGUGGUCACAGAUGAAAUAACCUGCUUGAUUCCACUUGGAAACGUCUGCUUACUUCUUAUUGAAACUUUGAAUGUCCUUUCUGCACGUGUUGCAGUGGCAGCGUCCUGAAAAGGGAUAGUCCUGCGUAAAUUUAAGUUAUGGUCAAACACAUCUUAACACAGAGUUAGACACCCCCUCGAGGGAUGAAUGUUGCAGACUGCUUGCUUCUCUAGUUAUACCAACUUUAGUAACAACCGCACAAUAGCAAUACACAGUGGUCUACGUCUCCACGAGCAAACCUCAAACAAGAAGCCACUCUACAACCACAAAUAAUGCUCAGAACAGCACCUAACUUCAUCAACAGAACAUAUAGGGUCCCAGCUAUAGUUCUAGCCAUCAAACAUAUUUUUAGCUUUGCCUAAUUUCUUUAGCAAAGAGACCAAACACAACUCACCUACUGCCCUCUAGCAGCCACUUGUUUGUGGGGGAGCCCUGACGAGUUGAUCACAGAGUGCAGCGGAGUUUCGCAGCUCAAGGAAGAACAUUUAUGAUCGUUACUUUAUCAUUUCCAUGAAGUAAUAAUCAUCAUAAUAAUGAUUUUGCACUGCAGACGUGGUAGUUCUUCUGCAUUAGCGUCUCGGUCUGAUUGCAUUUCCAUGAAGAGAUGAUCAUAAAUGUUCUUCCUUGAGCUGCGAAACUCUGCUGCACUCGGUGAUCCACUUCUCAGGGCUCCCCCCCCCACAAGCAAGCGACUGCUGUUUGUGUGCGGAGAUGUACACCGUUGUGUGUUGCUAUUGUGUAGUCGUUACUAAAGUUGGUAUAACUAGAGAAGCAAGCAGUAGGUAACAUUCGUCUCUCGAGGGGGUGUCUAACUCAGCGUUACUGUGUUUGACCAUAACCGGAAUAUCCCUUUAAAUGUGAAGUUCAACUUUUCUCCUUGGUCAGUAUGUAACUUAUUUUUCUUGUUACUUUCCUGUUUACUGAUGUCUGUCUGUCUGACGAUCUGUGUGCGUGUUUGCUGCCAAUAACCAAGCGUUGCCUUUUGUCACCUGCUGUCAAGGCCCGUGAGGAGGAAGAGGUAGGACAGGAGCUCACGCUGCACUUCAACCCUGCAACCUUUUCCCUCCGUGUCUAAGUGCAUGUCUUGCAAACCUGUCUCUCUCUGUCCUUGGCUUUGUCACUACUGUACAGUGUCAACCAUUGCUGCUCUUAGUGGUGUCUGUGAGUGUGUAGGAAAUCAUAUGUCGGUGUGUGAACGUUGGUGUCCUUUGCAGGAGUCAGUUGUUGAAACAUUGGUGCAGGUAUUCCUUAAAUGAUGGGUGCCAGCAGGACCUCUGCUUCCUAACCGGCGUGGUGUGCAUGAUGUGGGAUCUGUAGGGCAGCUGAUUCUCUGGGUUCAAAGGGUCCUUCUAGGUUUAUACUUUGCAGAUGUUGUGUUUAGAAGGUAGUGAAACAUCCAAACACCUGAGUGAUCAUGCACACACAAUUAACCCAACCUCUCCAAUGUGGACUCCAACGAGGACCUGCUGCAGAGAUGUUGUUUUGUCAUGGCAUUUGGUCUGAGUUACAUUCUGAUUUUAUGUCUCUGUCUCACAGUUUAACUUUGCAGAUGUAGCAGUUCAUCAGGCGAUCCACACCAUAGAGUACUGCCUGGGCUGUAUAUCCAACACUGCUUCCUAUCUGAGGCUUUGGGCCCUCAGUCUUGCUCAUGCACGUAAGUCCCCCUUUUCCCUCCCUGUCAUAAACAACAUAAAUAUCUUUUUCGAAGCACAAAUGUAUGACCUGCUUUUUGUGCCCCCUGUGCAGAGCUGUCAGAGGUGCUGUGGUCCAUGGUGAUGCACAUCGGCCUCUCCACCACCAGCAAACUUGGAGGCUUUAUCCUGGUGGCCGUAGUCUUUUACUUCUUUGCUAUUCUCACAGUCGCCAUUCUGCUCAUAAUGGAGGGCCUGUCAGCCUUCUUGCAUGCACUGCGACUGCACUGGUGAGUCCACUAGAUGUGUCAUAUGAUCUCUCUGCUCAGCAGUUGAACAUACAUCAACGUAGAGCCGAUUAUGUUUGGUUCCUCAAUGUUUGAAGACAGUGUGGAUUCUUGGGUUAUUUUGAAGUGUAGUUUUUUUUUGUUUUGCUCUCCUUGAACAGGUAUGGAAAGUAUGGAAAUAAAUUUGAUCAAUUUCCAGGUCCGAAAAGUAUUGAAAAAUGAAAAAUAACGUAUGGAAAAAUAUUUAUGUUUUUUCAUACUAUUACUACAGUUCUAAAAUUUUGUUUUCUAAAAUAGAAAAGUAGGUAUUUCCAACAAAGACUCUGAAAAGAAAGGGUAUGGAAAUUCCAACUGUGUAGGAACCCUGCUCGAACCAUGUCUCUAUGUUUAUUUUCAUGUACGUUUCUGCUUGCAUACUGAGAAUCUAGUGUGAAUACAUCUCCAUUCUGUCGAGCAGUCUACGUUCUGCUUGGUAGAAUGGAGCAGAAUGAGUUUUAAACAGUUUUAUAUGAGAACUAAGUGAUAUAGGUACGCUAAAAUUACCGUCCUGAAAGAGGAGAACUUGUCUUGUAUCGAAUGACCAACAGCACUUAAAACCUCAGACCUAUAGCUCCAUCUGCAGGCGGGUUUUAUACCCAUCUUUCUCUCAGAAGAUCAUCCCAAAGUGGGUUAGUAUAAAGAUGUUUUAAUGGCAGGGCAAUGUCUGUGUUUAUAUAUUUAUCUGAAAGAGAAAAAGGUAAUUAUUGGAGGAAACAAAAAAACAAAACCAGCCAUUAGAACCUGUGCGUGAUAACUGAAAUGAAAGCAUAACCCAGGAGCAAAUCAGUCACCUUGUUUUACCCUGAAAACAUUAUUAGAAAUUUACUUGUGGGAAAGCUGAGUACAAGAAUAAGUAAAGUGAUCCAGGAUCAUACUAGGUCAUUUUAUAUUUCACACAUACGGUUACACAAGUAAAAUUUCACAACAAGUCAUGUUAUAAAACAUGAAAAGUGACAGGGUGUCAGCUUCUCUAAAGGGUGUGUCUCAAUAAUAACAAAUGUUUGUUACUGUUCUCCUCCUUCUUUUUUUAGCAAACAUGUCUGUCCAUUUUUUUUUUUUUUGGUGUUAAGCUUUUCUUUUCUUUUCUGAUGCGUGCGUGGUAUGACUCCCUGGUAUGAGUCGGACAAGCCUUUGUUGUCUUUAUCCGGCUUCGCCAAAGAUCCUCCUGCUUUUUUUGUCACUCCACUGGCACGUUUUCAGGGCAUGUCCGUGUUGUUGCCACUCUUCUCUAAAAUAAUCCUUUACACGGAAACGUGGAGUGACUCAGCUUUCAUUGCAGGCCCUGAGGGAGAAUCAGGUGCAGUUCUGGCGCUGCUUAGUCACGACAAUCAUAAUAGUUUCUUUUCAGUUAUACCGUUAGGACACAAUGUGACAACUUAGUGUGACAGGUUAUGUAAUUGAACAAAUAUUCAAAGUAAUGAUGCUAGAGUGUGGUAAGGAUAGUUUUUAUGCUUUCUAGAGAAACAAAAAAGUGGGCUUAAAUCAGAUUACACUGGAGAGUUUUGUAGAUAACCAGUAAGUCUUACUUCCAUAAGCCUCUAUUUCUUUCUUUUUUUUCAACAAUCUGUUUAUUGAAUUUUUUAACCAUUUCAAAAAAAGCAGGAGCAUUAAAUAUGUAUGAAUGUCCCUGAGAGUCCAUUUUUAUAAAAAAAAAACAUAUAUAAAAACAAAUUCGUAUGCGAAUGUUUACGGAUGAUGGCUCAAACAUACAUAAUGAAUUUUCAAGAUAAAUGAAGAUAAAUACUUGUAAACAUAAACAUAUAUGUAAAUACAUAAAUGAAAAUGGUGGGCCGUGCAGAUGGCCGAGCAGGUUAGCACGCCCCAUGUAUGGGGACCAUCGUCUCUGCAGCGGUCGCCGACUCGAGUCCGGCCCCGACUAUGUGCUGCAUGUCCUUCCCACUCUUUCUCUCUGUCUAACCACAUUUUACCCUGUCCUAUCAAUAAAAGGGCAAAAAAAUGCCCAAAAAAUAAUUUUAAGAAAUUAAAUAAUAUAAAUAAAUGAAAAUGUUAAAAUAUAACCUGCAUGAUUAAACAACAUCAACAGCAAAAAUGAAUAAAUAACAUAAGAUAAAAAAAACAGAAAAAUAAAAAAACAAUUUCACCAUGGAGGCAACUCCUUAAAACCUACAUCCUGUACUAUAAGAUGCUUUGUGAAUAUCAGUGAAGAAUUAGUUCAAUUGCAGAGGUAAUGACUAAACUCCCCUAGCUAUGUCCAACAUACUAGAUAAGUACAAGUCACUAUUUCUACUGAGUUUGAACUCUGGGCACGCAAAGAGUGGUUUGGAUUUUCUAAGAAGGCAGAUUGCAGUCCGAGUUUUCAGAGUAAAAAUCUCCCACCGUCCCCUCUACUCUCUAACACCAGACUAUGGAAUUGAAGGUAUGUGUGGCACCUCAGUUUAAAGGUCAACCAGCCGUCAAUUAGCAUUCGCCUUUUAAAAAUAGAACCUGAUCAUUUUCCCAAAAGGACAAGCUCAGGUAUCCUGCCAGAGACCGGGGUCCAGACAGGAGCGGGCUGUGAAAUGAAGAGCAAGGGUCAUCAGCAACGACUGCUCUGCUCAGCAUUAUGCAACCUGGCACCAGUCCACCAAGCCGUGUCUCUGGGUUUACCAGAUGCUUCCGGUCAUUGUGUUUCUGAUUUGACCUUUUCUGUUCUUCACAGGGUGGAGUUCCAAAACAAGUUUUACUCAGGCCAGGGCUUUAAGUUCCUCCCCUUCACCUUCGAAAGCAUCCUGGAUGGGAGGUUUGAAGACUAAGAUAUGAAGACUCAUCUUCCUCUGCUGUCACUCAUCUUUUGAUCAUCUAUCUAGUGUUGAAUGGUGAUUUUUCUGUGUGAUGCAGUUUUCAGCCUGUGGAGUGUGACCACAUUUGCAUGAGUGAACACUCCACAGGAAUGCAUCUGUAUCCGACUGAUAUCUACUUAAACUCUUCUCAUCUUGUAGGAUCAGUAUGUAAAACCUGCAACACCUGCUCUGAAUUCACUGUCAUUCCUUCAUUCUCGAGAAACAACAAAGUGGCUGUUAUGUAAUCUGUGUCAUGUUUUAGUGAAGUGAGAUUGUUUUACAUGUUUUAUUUAGUUUAAUAUUAUUUAUGCAUUUUUUUUUUCCUCUAUAAAAUCUGCAACUUUCCAGGAGAUCAGUAAGUUGCAGAUGAGCGAUGAGUAAAGGGACAGACAUGUUUACUGCCGGUUAUCUUUGUAUUAGUGUUGUCCUUGAGAAACAUCUUUUCUGACUGAUUUCCAACAUACUCCCACUCUGCACCUGCAGAAGCCUCUCUGACUCUGAAUACUGACCGCACAUAAAGAGCUGUGAAGGUCCAAAGGGAAUACGGCAACUUGCAUCGCUCAGUCAGUGCUUUGAAGAUGAAGAUGCACCGACUCUUGAAUCUAAUGCCCUUUGUGUUAUGUGAUCAAUAUCCUGUAACAAUAUCAUACUAAAAUAAUAAAGCUGGGUUUGUUCUGUAAGCUGAUCUCAGUUGUUAGAGUUUCAAAUGUCUUUACACCUCUGAAGGUUAGAACCGCUUUGAGUAGACAUGUUUGUAAAGAGUCAAUAAUUCAGGAAUCAUUCACAACUUCUUGUGCAUCUCUCAAUAAAUUUGACAGAGCUGGAUUAAAA
Molecule: messenger RNA, 18082 nt
Organism: Xyrichtys novacula (pearly razorfish)
Lineage: Eukaryota; Metazoa; Chordata; Actinopteri; Labriformes; Labridae
Source: the annotation of a GenBank genome assembly